Stylophora pistillata is the source of this 2964-nucleotide messenger RNA. RefSeq names its product deubiquitinase MYSM1. Gene Ontology annotation, molecular function: metallopeptidase activity; protein binding. NCBI's taxonomy places the organism in Eukaryota, Metazoa, Cnidaria, Anthozoa, Scleractinia, Pocilloporidae. The record is from RefSeq and is a predicted model, not a curated record.
AUGGCGGAAUCGGCAGAAGAAGAGAUCGAUGUCGAAGAUAUUUCCGAUUGUCAGCAAAUAUCAAAUUUAAAAGACUUGGCUGACGACGAUCAUAAAGAUAAGUGGUAUGAUAAGGACGCUAGCAAUCAGAGUUUUCUUAACCCUUCUGGAAGCCCAUUCUCUUCGGAAUAUUGCGAUCCAAAUUCGUGGCUUUUAGACACAAACUCGGUUUGGUCCUUGGAUUCUUGUACUGAUGACAAGAGUCGCUUGGCUAUUGAGAAAAUGAUUCUGGAAGAACAAAUGUAUGCUUACAGGUCAACACCAGUAAAACUGGAAGAAACACCACCAGGGGAGAAGAAAAGGCAAACUUGUGUUGGAAGGAAUUCAGAUUCAAAUGUAAAAAAAGGCAUCACCAAGGUGAACCUCAAAAGGGAGCAACCUUCAGCAACUCACAGAAAACCCUGGACAGUUGAGGAACAGGAACUUUUCGAACAAGGAUUGGAAUUGUAUGGCCGAAGUUGGACAAAGAUAGCAAGCAUGAUCGAAACUCGUACGGCUCUACAAGUGAAAAACUACGCCAAGCAGUAUUUUAAACAAAAGAAUAAGACACUUGCGCAGUCAGUAGCAGCGAAAGAAGAGCAGUCCAAUGAAACAAUUUUCGUCUCUGAGGUACAAAUACAGCAAGUCCUAGAUGACAACAUCAUUUCAGAGGACGAUCAAGUGAUUCAAUCGACAGCUGUCCUUCCUUCUGUUGUCGAGGAAAAAGCGCAGAAUGAAUCUGAUGACGAAGACAUCGAGGUGGACGUGGACGGAUCUGAUAGCGAACAGUCAGACAUUCACUUAAUUCCCGGUCAAACAACAUCAUGUCCCGAUGCUGUUUAUUCAGCCCUUGUUCGCGCUGCGGAAGUGGAAAACCAACAGAUUAGUUUGGAAGAGAAUCCUGCCAAUAUUCCGCCAGAGAGUAUCUCGCCGAACACUUCGAAAACAGAGGCCAGCAUCUCUGCUAUCGAUGAGAGAAGUUCUCCGAAUGUGGAUAAAAAAUCGCUCUCUGAAAAUAGAGCAUCUUCGUCUCUAUCAAACUCAUGCCUAGAAACGGCUUCUUUAAACAAAACUAUACUAAAAGAAAGGAUGACCCAUGAUGGUCGAUGCUAUGGUGUGGAAUAUGGAAACCAUUUGCUAAAUGAAUGCGAAGAACAAUCAUUUUCUGAGAAGCAGUGUUUUCCAGACCGACUCGCUAAGAGCUUGAAAGUAAUUGCGGAAAACGAUAGUGUUCAAAAUGAAAAUACAGGCCCCUAUUCUCGAGAGCCAGUCGCACGUGAAAAAUCCAGCGAUGUAUCUGAUAGCGGACUGAACACUGCAUUACCUUCGAUGGAUGACAUAGAAUGGAUAGCAGCGACAAGUAGCGAAGUGACCAGCUCUGAGUUGAUAGACUCUUUAGAACGAGAGCAGCCUGGGGCUGACGCGACUUUAAUUCAACCAAUCACUAUCGACAGAAGUGUUAUACAAGACUUAGAGAAAGAUCACAAUAUGGAAUUUUUCAUGGGGCGCGCUCUGAAAACACCAGAGCGUUAUAUGAAAAUUCGUAAUUACAUUCUCGACAUGUGGGAAAAAACUAAACCGAAUUUCCUUUUCAAAACAGCCGUGCGAAGCGGGCUUCGAAAUUGCGGCGAUGUUAACUCUAUUGGAAGGGUUCACGCAUUUUUAGAAGAUAUUGGGGCCAUAAACGAAGGUUGUUUCGAUAGACCAGUCCCCCGCGUCCGACAGCAAGACGAGACCACAGAUGCAAAGGUCAACGUUCAUAUGGAAUCUUGGGUAAAUUCACUCAGACCAAGAAGAAAGCGACAGAGGAAUGAAGAGGGAGACUGGAUCGACCCGAGUAAAGCUGAAGGGAUGACGAUACAGCACUUGUCUCCGGACGAAGAAGCUUCACCUAAUGGGUCCCUAAACGAAAAGGGCUCCCCGUCGGUCCCCAGGAAAAGGCCCUCUCGAAGCAAACCCUCUUACGAUCCAUUCUUACUGGUUCCCUGCCGGAAGUUUCCUUCGCAAAGUGCGGUGCCUUUCGACGUUCACAUCCAAUCAGAGACCUUGGUGGUCAUGGACACGCAUGCGCACAUGUCAACCACUGAGGUGAUUGGUCUACUUGGAGGACAUUACUCACAUGACUCGAGGGUAUUGAAGGUUUCCAAGGCGAUCCCUUGUCGUAGCUUAAGCACAGGACUUCAAUGUGAGAUGGACCCCGUAUCUCAAACGCAGGCCUCUGAAGACUUGGCACUCAGAGGAUUGGCUGUGGUGGGCUGGUACCACUCUCAUCCAACGUUCGCUCCCAUUCCUUCUGUGCGAGACAUAGAAACUCAAGCAAAAUUUCAGGAAUGGUUUGCUAAGGGCGGAGCACCUUUCAUUGGAAUAAUUGUCAGCCCGUACAAUUACAGCAAUCUGUCCAACCAAUCACAGAUAAGAUGCUUGACAAUCAGUGACGAGUGGGAGUCGGCUGGCCAGUAUAGAUUGCCGUAUCAGUUUGAUUACGAGGUGUUCAGAAACGAGGCUGAUGAAGAUGAAACGGUGGAACAAGUGAGAAACAUAGCAGACGACUACAGGAGAUAUCCAUUCCGUGUUCAACUCAAUAGACGAUUUGGUGUAUCUACAAACUUGGACCUGUUGGACAAGCUUUUAGACUCAUUACACGCCCGUAUAAGUGCUUCAUCCGAUGGCGCAAGAGACGCUUUCUUAACCAGGUUAAAGAACACGAUCUCGGAGAAUAUCAAAGCUCAUACGCCAAUUUCAGACAACCAGCCGACAAGAAGCACUCCAGACGACUCGUAAUGACCAAUAAGAGAAUUUUCAGAUCGUUCUAGCGCGGCAAGUACUAAGAAAACGUUCGUGCAUCUUGGCCAGUCCAUUUUGCGUAUUAAUUUGAAUAUGCAGUAAUUUGAAUAUAUCAACAAAGUUGAAAUGGUAAAUUGGCCACCGUUACGGUUAUAAAAGCUG